AUGUCUGAGAAGAAGCCACGAGGUUCGGACACGCGUCCCAAAUGUGGCCUCCGCAGUUGGAGUGCGGACAGUUACAUUUGGCGGAGGAAGAAACGCUCCCGGAGCUCUCGCAACGGGUCGAGUCCCGGGGGGCUGGAGGCGGAGGGGACAGAGGAGCUUGGUGUGCGGUCAACAUCCUGUCCCAGGCGGCGCAGAGAGAGAAAGUGUAGCUGCGGCACUCUCGGGGACGCCUUGACAUCUGCAGACAUUGAUGGAGUGUGUCGGAAAGCCCUGUCCCGCCGCUCGCUGCGCCAGAAGUUCCAGGAUGCUGUGGGCCAGUGUUUCCCUCUGCGCUCUCACCAUCACCACCACCAUCACCACCACCACCAUCCAUCGGGCUCCUCGCGACCCUUCUCGGUGCUCUUCUGGUCCAAACGCAAGAUCCACGUCUCGGAGCUCAUGCAGGACAAGUGUCCCUUCUCGCCCAAAUCUGAACUGGCCCGAUGUUGGCACCUUAUCAAAAAUCACGCCACCCACCCAAGUGCCCUCAAGGACAUGGACAUGGAGGCUCCCCUCAAACCCAACACGUCAUCUUCCUCUUCCUCCCCACCCCAGACCCCUCUCUCCUGGGAGGACAUCUGCUGUUCUCCCGGGCCUGGAGGCACCAGUCUGGAGGACUGGAACCCUUCUUGUCCUCAUGGGGGAGCAGAGGGCAGCUGUGGCCACACUGACUACAUCCUGGUCCCGGAUCUCCUCCAGAUCAACAACAGCUCCUGUUACUGGGGCGUGUUGAACCGCUUUGAGGCAGAGGAUCUGCUGGAGGGCAAACCGGAGGGAACGUUUCUUCUCCGAGACUCUGCCCAGGAUGAGUUCCUCUUCUCAGUCAGCUUCCGACGCUACAGCCGCUCCCUGCACGCACGCAUUGAGCAGAACGACAAGCGUUUCAGCUUCGAUGUGCGCGACCCGUGCAUGUACCGGGAUCCAAGUGUGACGGGACUGCUGAGACACUACAGUGACCCGGCUACCUGCCUCUUCUUUGAGCCCCUCCUUUCCCGGCCGCUACCACGGACCUUCCCUUUCACCCUCCAGCACCUGUGCAGGGCUGUGAUCUGUAGCCACACCACCUACCGGGGCAUAGAUAACCUGCUGCUGCCUCCUCAGCUCAGGGACUACCUCCGACAGUACCACAUUAAGUGCGACGGGGCCUGCGCUGUGUGA
This is a messenger RNA of Perca flavescens (yellow perch), 1197 nucleotides long. It is a transcript of the gene socs4, whose product is annotated as suppressor of cytokine signaling 4. The record is from RefSeq and is a predicted model, not a curated record. Gene Ontology annotation, biological process: intracellular signal transduction; phosphatidylinositol phosphate biosynthetic process. The transcript has a single exon. Bases 1 to 1197 code for a protein of 398 amino acids. Gene Ontology annotation, cellular component: phosphatidylinositol 3-kinase complex. Gene Ontology annotation, molecular function: 1-phosphatidylinositol-3-kinase regulator activity. NCBI's taxonomy places the organism in Eukaryota, Metazoa, Chordata, Actinopteri, Perciformes, Percidae.